AUGCCGAUCGAAGAAAACCCCAACCAUAAUCCAACCCAGAUCGCGAUCUCCGAUGACAUCAACAGCAAAGAAAUCGAGAAACCACCCACCGAUGUGGUUAUCGAUCAUCCAGAAGCGAAUAAACUCUGCUCAAUGUUGACUUCUCUUCAUCCUUGUAAUUUCUGGCACAAAAAUUCAAAACCCAAAUCAAAUAACAACAAACCCAUCACCAACAUCGAGCCCAGAUCAAAUGACGACGACAACAACAGCAACUACAGAAGACCCAACAAGGCUGAGGAUCUCUGUAAAUUGAUUGGUGCAAAUGUGAAUUCCCUUGAAAAGGCUUCGAAGAGGAUGAGAAAGUACGAAGAUCAGAUCAAAGAGGUGUCUGAGAAGUUCGAGAACCUCAAAAAAGGGGGUGGAAGUGAAGACGAAUUCGGGGAAUUGAAGAGGGAAGUCAUGAAAUUGAAGCAGCAGAUCUCUUCCAAGCACGAGGAUGAGCCUCAAGAGUCCGAGAGUACUGCUGACAUUGACAGAGUCAAUGCCGACAACACGCUUAAGUACCCGGCGUUUGAGCGAAUGUUCGAUUCCAAAGAAUUCCGGGCACGUUAUGAUCAGCUCGAUUCACUGUCCAAGAACUGUCUCUUAUGUUUUUCUGUUUUCCCGGAAAAUGCUGAAAUAAAUAAAAGAGUCAUGAUAUACUGGUGGAUCGGGGAAGGUUUUGCGACCACAGAGCAAAUCGCCAAUGAUUUAUUCAUCAAUCUUUUCGUGGAGCGCUUCAUUGAGCCCGUGUGCAAAAUGGGUAGCUUUGCAGUCAACAUCUGGAAGAUGGACCCUCUUGUUCGAUCUUUGGUGAUUGAGAUUGCCAAGACAUCUAGCUUCUUCGAUUUUGAUGAUGAUGAUGAUGAUGAUGGUAAUGUGACUUCACGGGCAUGUUUAGUUGCUAAUGGGUUAACAAAGAUUCAGGAUUUUGAAAAGCUUAACACAUUGUUUAAUUUUAAUGAGUCUAUUCUGGAAUUCAAUCCUGAAUAUUUUUCGAAGAUGAAAAAGCUCUCUGUACUUUAUCUGGGACAGUGGCAGACCUCUGUUUCGCAUCACAUUGAAGUUGCUGACACCAAGUCUAUGAAGAUAAAUGCAAAUGUUUUGGAUGGGUUGGAAAAUAUCACAAACUUGAGGUUUUUGAGCCUUCAUGGAAUCUCUAGAAUUACAGAACUUCCCGAGUCCAUCUCGAGGCUCACGGAUCUUACCAUCCUUGACAUUAGAGCAUGUCACAACCUCGAGGUGAUUCCCAAUGGAAUUGGGUUGCUCAAGAAUUUGACACACUUGGACAUGUCUGAGUGUUACUUGCUAGAUCAAAUGCCCAAGGGGCUUGCAUCGCUCUACAAUCUCCAAGUCCUCAAAGGGUUCAUUGUUUCAGAGAGUAAAAACUCUUGCACUCUUGAUGAUUUGCGGAAAUUCCCAAAGCUGAGAAAAUUGAGCAUUUAUGCUGUUUGCUAUGGAUUUCCUACAGACACAGAUUUGCGUGCUUUAAAUCAGUUCAAAGCGCUGACCAAUCUAACAAUCACAUGGGCAAGGGGCUCUUUAUCUGACCAAGCCAAUAGUGAUGAUAGCAAAAAGAAAGACACUCUUGGAGCAAAACAAGCAACAGUAGCUGCUAAGAAACCAGGUCUCACAAAAGCCCUGACAAGAUCAGUUACCUCUAAGCCGGCAGAGGUUUCAGUUUCAACGCUUCCGUUAGGACUGAUAAAAUUGGACAUUCAGUGUUUUCCUCGAACGAUUACACCCACUUGGCUGAUGGCUUGUAAUUUGAAGAACUUGAAGAAACUUUAUAUCAGAGGAGGUAAAUUAUCUGAUCUGGGUCAAUUUCAGAAACUAGAUGGCAAGAAUGCAGAGAAGGACAAGUGGGAAGUUGAGAUAUUGCGUUUGAAGUACUUAUAUGACUUAGAGAUGGAUUGGAGUAAUCUGCAAGAAUUAUUUCCUAAAUUGAAUUACUUGGAGAUGAGGCUACAGGGGGAGAGAGAGAUAUUAGUACUGGAUCUUAUCAAAAUUCCGCUUAAUUGGAAACUUGAUGACCGGCCAGCAGAAAAUGACGAGUGGGAAGUUGAGGUAUUUCAUCUGAAGUACUUAAAUGAAUUAGAGAUGGAUUGCAGUGAUCUACAGAAAUUAUUUCCAAAAUUCAAUUACUUGGAGAUGGAAAUGAUUGGGGAGAAAUCUUCGUCUGUUCUCGUGUGUGCCUCUGUAAUUGGUGCAAGCUUCAGUUGA
Molecule: messenger RNA, 2241 nt
Organism: Camellia sinensis
Lineage: Eukaryota; Viridiplantae; Streptophyta; Magnoliopsida; Ericales; Theaceae
Source: RefSeq, a predicted model, not a curated record